AAAAAAGUUCUUAUUCUUUCUUACAUUUCAUACAUUCAGUUCAAUCGUUGUUUGUGUAAUAUUAUUUUUGUUAUAAUUAUAAUAGUUUAAAGUUUUAAAAUUUUCUUUGUGUUCCACCAAAUAUAGGGUUUGAUGUUACCACUUAGCAACGAACAAACACAUGUUUACAUCGUCAUCAAGUGAUUGUUCAAGAACUGUGGCUAUAUAUUUUAUCAUAAUUUAAGUGGUAUACAUUUCUCGGAAUUACAAUGUUGCGUAGAUAGAUUUGGUUGUGUACCGCGUGUGAAAUGUCACAACAUGGAUACCCUGAGAGACUGUCCAAUAGAUCGAAAGGUUUCCAAGAGGAUGGUCCAAGUCAGCCCACUAUGGAGGUAUUGGUGGAGACCCUUACGGGUACGGCUUUCGAAAUGACAGUAUCUCCUUCUGAUACUAUAUUUGCUAUUAAAUCGAAGAUAUUUCGGGUGGAAGGUAUCCCAGUAUCCCAGCAGCAUUUAGUAUACAACUUACGGGAGUUGGCUGAUGGCGCAUCGCUACGUGACCAUGGCGUGGCAGCGGGCGCACGCCUUCGUCUCGUGCUGGCACUCCGCGGCGGUCCCGUCACCACGCGCAGGCCUCCACCACCCGAGAUACCUCCUCCUGAUAGAGACGACUUAGAGUGGAGCAGCGAGGGUGGUAGUGGUGGUGGUGGGGAGUGCAAGGUGGCCGUGCUGGUGUUCCGCGACGGUGAGCGCGUCAACAUGGUGCGCAUGCGCGAGAACAGGGACGGUACAUUCUCUCCGCUGGACCAUGCUAAAUAUUCGUCGUCCCUGUCGCACCUGGUGGAGCACGAGGACGACGAGUGCGCGGGCGGUGGCGGGGGCGGGGGCGCGGGCGCGGGCGCGCUGCCGGAGAACGCGGUCACUAUGGGCAAGAUGCUGGACCUGCGCCGCCGCAUGGAGUCCCUCUCCCUGCACAGGAGACGCGCUCCCCACAGACCAGGUGAUCAAGUAGAUAUCCAGAAGACGAGAAGCGAGGAGACGCUCUCCGUGCCCAGUCUGCUGGAGGACGGCUACGAGUGCUACAAGCGCUACGACUGCGACUGCGCCUGCGCCUACGACCGCGCCUACGACCGCUACACGCUGCUGCCGCCGAUACGAGCGCGCGCGCACUCCAACCACUCGCUCGCGGACACGCUCACGGACACGCUCGCAGACACACUCGCGGACACGCUCGAUACAGACAGGUUCAAGUUACCGGAGACGUUGGCGGGGUCCAUCCUGGUGAAGGGGCGUGAGAGCGAGGAGGGCGUGGUGCGGGAGUGCGCCGCCCCCACGCCCGCCCUCGCACCCCUACCCGCGUCUAAAUACGGUGCGUUAGUGGGCGGUGCGGGGUGUGGCGGUGGGGGCGGCGCGGGCGCAGUGGGCGGGGCGGGGGCGUGGCGGCGCGGCUACGGCUCCAGCUCGCAGCUGACGUGCGGCGCGCACCGCCCGCCCGCGCCGCUCUCCGCCUCCACCUCCGACCUCGAGACACUCACACGGAACAGAAUCCUGCCCGCAUUGAGCCGGCACCGCAACCGCGAGCACUUACACCUGAGCGACGAGCGGCUGGAGCUGACGCCGCAGUGUCCGCAGCCGCAGCCGCAGCCGCAACCGCAGCCGCACAAGCUGCGGCGGCUGCGCUGCGGCGUCUGCCGGCGGCGGCUCGGCGCGGCCACGGAGCACCGCUGCCGCUGCGGAGGCGCCUACUGCGCGCCGCACCGCUACGCAGAGGUGCACGGCUGCAACUACGACUACAAGGCGCUCACGCCGCACCGCAACUGAUGCAGCCACACUACGCCAACACCCACACUACGCCACAACCACAUUACGCCAACAACCACAUUACGCCAACAACCACAUUACGCCAACAACCAAAUUACGCCAACAACCACGUUACACGUCGGAUACGUCCAUUAAAGCUAAAAAAUUUUACAAAUGAUAUGACCUCACUGGCAUCAGUUAAUAACAUGCCAGUUUGUCAGUCCAGUUUAAGUGCUGCUAAUUGGCUAUAAAGCAACAUUUACAGCCUUACAAAUAAAUGCGGUAUAAAAUUAAACUUACUAUAAGCAAAUAUUCCUAAGUUUACCUUUAUACCUCGUUUACUUGUAAGGCGGUUAAUGUCUAAGUGCGGUUAUCAUUUGAGUUGGCACAUGGAAUAAAAGAAUACACUUUAAUUCGACGUGCCAACUCAAAUGCUGGUUAUACAGUGUGUUUGUAAUACUUUAAUUAAAUGUCUCGUUCUUUCUUUGUGAAGGAAAAGAGGUACGAUUAUUUUGUGGCAUGUGUGCGGAUUCACGGAAAUAUAUACUGGUACAAAAUCUGGCUCGCUCUAUACAGUUUUUUAUGUAAGGUGUUUUUAUUUUAUUAAAUUUGUGUGAUUUUUAAUGGGAUUUGAAAGGAAAUGCGUUUUAAAGGGUUAAGUGUUGAAAAACCGAUUAAAAUUUUAAUUAAAUUAACGUUUUGGUGUAUCGUUUUUUAUUGUUUAGGAACAUCCUGUGGGGGGUUUUUGUCAAAAUAAAUUCGAGCCAGUUUUUGUAUCAGCAAAUUUCCCGGGACUGACUUUUAAUAUGAUUGAAAUAUACAAAAUAAAUUGAAAUAAUUGAAUUUAAAUUUCUUUCAAGUAAAAAUGUUUUAAGGAAUCAACAAUU
Molecule: messenger RNA, 2665 nt
Organism: Papilio polytes (common Mormon)
Lineage: Eukaryota; Metazoa; Arthropoda; Insecta; Lepidoptera; Papilionidae
Exons: 8
Coding region: 288-1799 (503 amino acids)
Molecular function (GO): protein binding; zinc ion binding
Source: RefSeq, a predicted model, not a curated record